This is a messenger RNA of Labeo rohita (rohu), 5353 nucleotides long. It is a transcript of the gene sptlc2a, whose product is annotated as serine palmitoyltransferase, long chain base subunit 2a. Gene Ontology annotation, molecular function: serine C-palmitoyltransferase activity; pyridoxal phosphate binding. NCBI's taxonomy places the organism in Eukaryota, Metazoa, Chordata, Actinopteri, Cypriniformes, Cyprinidae. Gene Ontology annotation, biological process: sphingosine biosynthetic process; ceramide biosynthetic process. Gene Ontology annotation, cellular component: serine palmitoyltransferase complex. The record is from RefSeq and is a predicted model, not a curated record. The transcript has 12 exons. Bases 121 to 1797 code for a protein of 558 amino acids.
UUUCAGGUUUGUCUCUUGCGGGUUUCGGGGUAGCGGUGACGCGCGUCGCCCUGAUCACCGACUCAUUUCCAUCUUUCCGUCUUCAUGCAUCUGAUUGUAUGUGUUUAGUCUUAGAUAAGUAUGACUGAGAGCGAGGGGAAUAAAAAUGAGGAUUGUCAUGCAGCGAAUGGUGUGAAACCAGGAAGAAAUGGCAUGGUGAAGAACCAUCAUCACCAUCAUCAGUAUCAAAAGCAGGAGAAGGUUUACAAUGCUGCAUGCAAUGGAGAACUUUACAGCAGGCCAUUCAUUGAGUCCUUUGAGGAAACUCCCAUGCUGGUUGCCGUGCUCACAUACAUGGGCUACGGCAUCCUCACCAUCUUUGGAUAUCUGCGGGAUUUCAUGAGAGAGUGGAAAAUAGAGAAAUGCCACAUUGCCAGAGAAAGGGAGGAGCAGAAGGACUUUGUUCCACUUUAUCAAGACUUUGAGAAUUUCUACACAAGGAAUUUAUACAUGAGGAUUCGGGACAGCUGGAACAGGCCCAUUUGCAGUGUUCCCGGGGCCACGUUUGACCUUGUUGAGCGCAGUUCCAAUGAUUACAACUGGACCUUUGAGUACACUGGGCGAGUGGUGAAGGAUGUGAUAAACCUUGGCUCGUAUAAUUAUCUGGGCUUUGCAGAGAACACAGGCGCCUGUGCCACAGCUGCGGGAGAGGUGACGGUGAAAUUUGGGGUGGGCGUGGCCAGCACUAGACAGGAAAUGGGUAACCUCGACAGGCAUGAAGAGUUGGAGAAACUGACGGCUUCGUUCCUGGGAGUAGAGUCGGCUAUGGCUUUUGGAAUGGGAUUUGCAACCAACUCCAUGAACAUUCCUGUAUUAGCUGGCAAGGGAUGUCUGAUUCUAAGUGACGAGUUGAACCAUGCCUCUCUAGUACUAGGAGCCCGGCUGUCCGGCUCCACCAUCCGGGUCUUUAAACACAAUAAUAUGCAGAGCCUGGAGAAGUUGCUGAGAGACGCUAUCAUUAAUGGCCAGCCUAGAACACAUCGGCCCUGGAAGAAAAUCCUCAUUCUUGUGGAGGGCAUCUACAGUAUGGAGGGCUCCAUUAUACGGCUGCCAGAAGUUAUAGCCCUGAAAAAGAAGUACAACGCCUAUCUUUACCUGGACGAGGCUCAUAGUAUUGGGGCAUUAGGACCCACCGGUCGAGGGGUGGUGGAGUAUUUCGGACUGGACCCUAAAGAUGUAGACGUCAUGAUGGGCACCUUCACAAAGAGCUUUGGUGCUGCUGGUGGAUACAUAGGAGGGAAGAAGGAUUUGAUAGACUACCUGCGAAGUCACUCUCACAGUGCAAUUUAUGCCACCUCUAUGUCGCUUCCUGUCGUGGAGCAAAUCAUCACUUCUAUGAAGUGCAUUAUGGGGGAGGAUGGAACGACAGUAGGCCGUUCACGUAUCCAGCGGUUGGCUGAAAACACAGUCUAUUUCCGCAGGAGACUGCGGGAGAUGGGAUUCAUCAUCUAUGGCAACAAUGACUCACCUGUGGUACCCAUGAUGCUCUACAUGCCCGCCAAAAUCGGGGCGUUUGGUCGGGAGAUGUUGAAGAGAAACAUUGGAGUAGUGGUGGUGGGCUUCCCAGCCACGCCGAUCAUAGAGUCCAGAGCCCGCUUCUGUAUCUCUGCGGCCCACACCAAGGAAAUGCUGGACAGGGCGCUGGAUGUGAUCAGUGAAGUCGGCGAUCUGCUGCAGCUGAAGUAUUCGCGCCGCAAAGUUCUUCCCUCGUUGGACCGGCCCUUUGACGAGACCACAUAUGAGGAGAACGAAGAGUGACAAACUUGCUAUCUGAACCAAAUGUGCACUGCUCAUCUUCUGCUCUCCAAAAGGAAGCAGCGAACCACUUAAUAAAUAUAACUCUUUUUUUUUAAACAUAGGUAUAUCAUCUUUAUUUUAACACAUGAAGCUCAUGAAACACUGAUGCUUUUAGAAAAAGAAAUGCCCCAAGUUUCCUCUACUACAUUUGUCACCUCAGUUUCGUUUUGACGUGAGGUUUGGGGUCUGUUUGCGGCAUUCGUUUAAGGGAGUAAAUACUUUGAUUUUUCUCUGCCAGCCGCAGGAGGCUUUGAGCUGCUUGUGUACUUGCUAAAGCCAUAUGUCACUGCAGCCUUCAAAACCGUUUUUGUGUACAAAAACCAUUGAGACUUUUUUCUUUCUCUAGUAAGUGAGAACAGACUGGCGGCGAACCCAUAAUUCCGAGGAUCCUGACCUAUGAAAGGAAUUACAGGUUCUUCUUAUUGCAUUGUCAGUACAUUCACUGUGUUACCUAAAUCAAACUCCAAAACCUCCACUACUUGGCUCUGCAGUUGUUGUUGUUUCCACAGAUUUUGACUUGCGGCCAGCUCUGGUGUCUUGCUUCAAUCUGGCUAUCGUUUUUCUUAUGUUACCAAGAUAUUUAUUUUUUCAUCGAGAUACAAAUCGCAGAGGGCGAUGUUGGUUAUGUCUGAGGGAAGCUUAGGUAGAAACAUGCGUAUUUAUCAAAUUUUCACCUCUGAAGAAACUUGGAUGCUGAUUAUAUGCAUUAUCUCCAAAGCUGCAGCGCAAGUUGUGCGGUAGGAAUCCAAAACCUUGUAGAAACUACAACUUUAAACAAAUCGUUCACCCAAAAAUGUACAUUCUCAGGAAGUUUACUCACCGUCAGGUUAUCCAAGAUGUAGAAGAGUUUGCUUUUUCAUUGAUUUGAUGAAAUGGCAAAUCUCUUGCUCGCCAGUGGAUCCUCUGUAGUCAGUGGGUGCUGUCAGAAUGAGUUCAGACGGCUGAUAAACACAUCACAAUAAUUCACAAGUAAUCCACAUGAUUACUCCUCCAGUCCAUCAGUUAAAUUCAUGGGAAGCAAAAAGCAACAUGUUUAUAAGAAAUCCAUCAAGCCUUUUUAACUUCCAGCCAAAAUGCAUGUCCUCAAUCCAUAAUAAAAGUCCAUUCCCUGUUAUCCUCGAACAUAAAAAUCCACCAGCAUAUUUGUUUAGAAAUGUUUUGGAUUGAUUUUGCUUAAAAGCUGCUUGAUCUGUGCGUAUUUCUCUCCUGAUUUAGACAACUUUAAUUGGAUAAAGCAAUAUUAUGGAUAGAAGAUAUAUUACAAACAUGCAGCUUUUCAGUCCUCAAGACUAUAAUUGAUGGACUGGAGUCGUGUGGAUUACUUGUUUUUUUUUUUUUUUUUUUUUUUAAAUGAGCUGUUUGGGCUCUCAUUUUGACGGCACCCAUUCACUACAGAGGAUCCUUUGGAGAGCAAGUGAUGCAAAAUUUCUCCAAAUCUGUUCUGAGGAAGGAACAAACUCAUCUGCAGUUGAAGUCAAAAGUUUACAUACACCUUGCAGAAUCUACAAAAUGUUAAUUAUUUUACCAAAAUAGGAGGGAUCAUACAAAAUGCAUGUUAUUUUUUUAUUUAGUACUGACCGGAAUAAGAUAUUUCACAUUCUCUAUAUUUCACAAUAUAGAGAAAAUAAUACUUGAAUUUAUAAAAAUGUACAUACACUUAAAUCUCAAUACUGUGUUUUUACCUGAAUGAUCCACAGCUGUGUUUUUUUGUUUAGUGAUAGUUGUUCAUGAGUCCCUUGUUUGUCCUGAACAGUUAAACUGCCCGCUGUUCUUCAGAAAAAAAAUUCAGGUUUUUCAGCAUUUUUGUGUAUUUGAACCUUUUCCAACAAUGACUGUAUGAUUUUGAGCUCCAUCUCUUCAUACUGAGGACAACUGAGGGUCUCAUAUGCAACUAUUACAGAAGGUUCAAACGCUCACUGAUGCUUCAGAAAGAAAAAUGAUGCAUUAAGAGCUGGGGGGUGAAAACUUUUAGAAUUUGAAGAUCAGGGUAAAUUUAGGUAAUUUUGUCUUCUGGGAAACAUGUAAGUAUCUUCUGUAGCUUCUGAAGGGCAGUACUAAAUGGAAAAAAAUAUGAUAUUUAGGCAAAAUAAAAAAAAAAAAGUACGCAUCUUCAUUCGUUUCAAAAGUUUUCACCCCCUGCAUUUUAAUGCAUUGUGUUUCCUUCUAAAGCAUUAGCGAGCGUUUGAACCUUCUGUAAUAGUUGCAUAUGAGUGAUCUCAAAAUCAUAGUCAUUGUUGGAAACCAAAGAAUUUGUGGGACCUUUUUAACAGUUUAACUGUUCAGGGCAACAGUCACUAAACAAAAAAAAAACACAGCUGUGGAUCAUUCAGUUAACAACACAAUAUUAAGAAUCAAGCGUAUGUAAACUUUUGAAUGGAGUCAUUUUUAUAAAUUCAGCUAUUAUUUUCUCUUGUGCACUAUAUGUGAAUGCCCUUAUGUGAAAUGGCUUAUUCAUGUCAGUACUAAAUAAAAAAUAACAUGCAUUUUGUAUGAUUCCUCUUAUUUUGGUAAAAUGAUUAACAUUUUGCAGAUUCUGCAAGGUGUAUGUAAACUUUUGACUUUAAUUAUGUCUUGGAUUGGCUGAUGGUGAAUACAUUUCCAGCUAAUUCUAAAUGUUUUGAUUCUUUGACAUGCAACUCUGAUAACUAUUUUAAUAGUGACUUAUUAGUGUAUGAAUGCAAUGCCAUGAAAAACUAAUAAGUUUGCUUUCUCUCAAGAGUUUUUAUUGUGUAGUUUUAUAAGCUUUCCUCAAUAUUAAUUGAAGUUCGUUGUCUUAUGAUUUCCAACGUUCAUAAUGGAGCUUUAUGUUAUGUAUAUGUUUCUUUAAUGUACAUAUUUAUUUAUUAUUCAUGUUUCAUAUCUUUUAUUUUUUGGAGAAGUGUACUUUAAUCAUCAACGGCAGCUCCAGAUAUCCUCUUAUAUGCACAUGCAUGAUGUGCAUGCUCUCAGUGCACAUACUACUGAUGAGUACUUUUCUAUCAUUUUAAUAUUCCCAGCAAAGCAUGUGGGAUGUAAUCACUGAAUCUGCUGGUUUAUGACGCUUCAAAGGUGCUGAACUGUACACUCUAUGUUCUGUUUUGUGGCUUCUGUUGCUUUGGUCCUGUGGGGUAGUAUGUUCUCCCAUGUAUUUCAUUUACCACAAGUCUUAUACAACAUCAAAAUCCAGGGAUGUUUGUUUUUAACCAUUUUUUAACCUGUGUUCAUUUAUAUGUAACCAGAUGAGAAACUACACAGAUUGAGAGAUGUUUUUUAAAAAAGCAAAGGAUGGAAACAAUCAUAUAUUUUUUUCUUAUAAAUAUAAAAACUGACAUUUAAGAAAGAUUAAUCUAACUUAAAACUUAAAACACAUGCUUUACCAGUACAUUCACUGUAUGUGUUCUAAUAUGACUUGGAUUUUGUUGCCUGUAGUGCAUACUGUUUUUAAGACCUACUUUUGAAUCAAAGUACACUGUGGGCUUCAUCAGUUCAGGGGUUGUUCCACUCCUCUAAGGAAAUUAAAUUACUAUGUCUAAAUGUA